Sphenostylis stenocarpa is the source of this 1248-nucleotide messenger RNA. The record is from the annotation of a GenBank genome assembly. NCBI's taxonomy places the organism in Eukaryota, Viridiplantae, Streptophyta, Magnoliopsida, Fabales, Fabaceae.
AUGUUUGUUCAUCGGGUGCUGAAACAAGCCAAGCCAUCUGUCUUUUCUCUAAUCACUUUCUCUGCCAUAGUUUUUCUCAUAUAUGCAGAUACUAUUAGUAUUAUCUACCAUGAUUCCCUAUACUCUGCAGCUAAAACAGAAGCUCCAGAGAAGUUGGAACUUUACAAUCAUAGAACAAUAGAAGCAAUAAGGUCAACACUUGUUCAAAUACCUUUUCGUUCCAUUCAAGAGAAGGAUGAAGCUGAGAGGCGAAACCAUUAUAGUCUGGUUGCCCCAUUCAAUGCCACAGAAGAAGAAAGAAUAGCUUGGUUUCGAGAACAUCUGCAUCACUUCAAGAUCCUCAAGUCAAACAACUUGACCCGACAGUUUCAUGCUCGAGUUGUGAAAUUUUUUGGCCACAAAUGCAAGGCUAAAUUUUUCAUGACUUGGAUUUCACCAGCAAGUUUGUUUGGAGGGAGAGAAUUGCUGUCUGUGGAAAGCAUUUUCAAGAACCAUCCCAAGGCAUGUCUGUUAAUUCUAUCAAGAACUUUGGACACCAGACAUGGCUACAGGAUCCUGAAACCGCUGCAUGAUCGCAGGUUCAAAGUGCAAGCAAUGGCCCCAGACUUGUCAUUUUUGGUCAAGAAGACCCCAGCGGAAUCUUGGUUUCAUGAGCUAAAGAAGGGUAGAAAGGAUCCUGGUGAGAUUCCGUUAUCUCAGAAUCUAUCUAAUCUGAUAAGACUUGCAGUUCUCUACAAAUAUGGCGGUAUAUACAUAGAUACAGAUUUUAUAAUUAUGAAACCCUUAACAGGGCUAAGGAAUUGUAUUGGUGCACAGAGCAUGAGUUUGGGUUCUAAGCAUUGGACCAGAUUAAAUAAUGCAGUUCUGAUUUUUGAUAUGAGACAUCCACUUCUGCAUAAAUUCAUCAGUGAAUUUGCAUUGACUUUUGAUGGAAACAAAUGGGGGCAUAACGGUCCCUACCUGGUUUCAAGAGUGAUUGAGAGACUGAGGAAAAGACAUGAUUUCAACUUUACAAUCUUGCCUCCUGUGGCGUUUUAUCCAGUAGACUGGAACAAGAUAACUGGGUUUUUUACAAAACCAAAAACACUAAGCGAAUCAAGAUGGGUAGAAGCCAAACUGCUUCAGCUCAGAGGGAAGAACACUUAUGGGAUUCAUUUAUGGAACAAACGUAGUAGCAGAUUGACAAUUGAAGAAGGAAGUGUCAUUGGAAGACUUAUAUCAAAUUAUAGUGUCAUUUGCAAACAUUAG